AUGUCAGACCAGGAGAUGGAUUUAAUCGACAGAGCCGGUGUGGGCAGAGACAAGUUCCUGAAAUCAUCUGGCAAAUCGCCUAGAGACAGUGUUAGGAAAAACAAUGUCAUCAGUGUUAAAAACAGCCCGGAUACACAGCGGGCAAUCCGCUACCCGGUGGGUGUUUAUGGGGCGCAAGGAUCGCCAAUUGCGGAGAGUGUUCUGCCUUCGAGGCGCGGGUCUAAAAUCAUGAAUAAUGUAUGUCAAUCACCAGAAUCUAUGGCAAAGUCUCAGGAGAGAUUCCCAUCGCUGUGCUAUGACAGCUCUCUGUCUGACACACCUGUGCAAGACAACGGGGUCAUUAUGCGCAACAGGCGCUGGCUGGAGGAGGGGAAUGUGAGACAUGCGGAGCAGCGUCACAUUCAGCGUACUGCCGACAGCAGCUGUGGCUCAUCCAGACAUCCAUCUCUGCUGCACCGAGGGAGAGCCGAGGGUCACCCCGACACUGCACUGUCAUCUGUUGGCACAAAACGCAACAUAGCUGCUCCCAGGGAGGCUCACUGUGACAACUCUGAUGAAGAUGAGAUUAACAUCACAAGUGAUGAUGACAUAUACGACAGCAAAGCAGGUCCAACAGCUCAACUUAGACCUGUGAGAGACCUUUCAGCAAGAAAGAGCACCCACAAAGUGAAUAGCAGUCCAGAGGAAUGUGCGUGCUUCAUCUGUGGCUCUGGGCUCAGACACAAUGGCAGAUUUAAAGUCAGUGUUCAGAAACAGGAGAGGGCACAGGGCGAGCCUUUCUUUCCCUUCCUGUGGCUUCACUCCCCUCCCCGUGGAGCAAUGCCCAUCAGUGCUGCAGGUACCACCCUGGUGUGCGGCAGCUGCCACACUUCCCUAAUGCAGCAGUGGCAGAGCUUCCAGUUGGCAGACGUGCCCGUCCUUCAGCGUCUGUAUGUUGUCCCACUCAACCAGGCUGAUGGUUCUCUCCAUCCUUCCCAGGAUGGGAAACCCCCACAGUCCAUGGAGAGAAACCCUGACCCCAGGGCUUCCCAUGAGGCUUGUUUCCUCUGUGGUCAGGAAUGUGCAGGAGAUUUGAGGACAGCAUAUGCACAGGCUGGCGUUGGUAAAUCCCGCGGUUCAAUGUAUUUCCCCUUCAUUAACAUGUUACCGUGCCCUCCUAAUGCCCAAGCAGUGAGGAACGGCCGUGUGCACUGCUGCCAACAGUGCCAUCAUAUCCUGGAGGAGAUCUGGAGCGCAUAUCGACUCAGCCUCAGUGAAGACCUCAUCACCUCUGUCAGCUCCUUCCUGGUUAGGUACCACGCUGCCAUGUCAGCCGAGGGUUCUGGAUCAACUAAUGCCCAUUCUGGCGCUUCGUCUCGUCCUCACAGCUCUGUGUCGGUGUGUUAUCUGUGUGGAGCUGAGCUCUGUGCGGGUGGAGAGUACCAGCUGCAUGUCAACCCGCCCGGUCGCUGUGGGGAGAGGGAACCUUUCUUCCCCUUCCUCACAGUGCAUCCUCCUGCCCCACGUGCAAAGCCGGUUGAUGCCACAGGCCUGGUGUCAGCAUGUAACCUCUGCUACCAUGACCUGCAUGCCCAGUGGGCCCAACAUGAGAGCAAAGGCCAGGGUCCCUCCACCCCUUCUACCCCUAGUUUAUCCAGUCCAAACCCCCCUCAGCCACCCAGCUCACCUUGGGCCCGCCAGUACAGCUGUGAGGGGUUUGUGUGUUUCUUCUGCAGACAGGAGCAGCGCAGGUUAGACAGGCUGUGUGCUGUUACCGUGGCCAGGCUACCUGUGUUCCUGUACGCACCUCGCAGCACACGCACACUCCUGGUGGAUGAUGGGAGGAGGUUGGUGAUUGGAUCAUGUGUGGAAUGUAAAGCUUUGGUGCAGGUGGGACAGAGCAUGCAGCAGGACAGAGACCGACUGGGACAUGGCGCAUCAGACAGGGAGAGGAAAGAGCCAGACGCUGCCUCGCCAAAAUCUAGACAUAAGGUGUGUACAGUGAUUGAGAUUGCACCCAGUAAAGAAGCGGACUGUGGGCCUUCACAAACUCCUGCAGGUGACCACACUCCUUCUCACCCAGUGACCUUGGAGCCAGAGAAAGCUGACCGAGCUGAACGCCCUCCUUCCAGCAUGAGCCAUGAGCCAAAGUCACCAUCGUUAGGAAUGAUCUCUACGGCAACCCGUACCACGGCGACGGUCAGCCCCCUCACCCCGUCGCCCCUCAACGGCUCCAUCGUAGCCAAUGGAAGCCCGGCCUCCCAGUCUGCUCACUCUGGAUUUGCUGCAGCCCUCCGUAAACUGGCUAAACAGGCCGAAGAACCUCGAGCUGCAUCUUCCAUCAGCAGCGAGUCCUCUCCAGUAUCCUCCCCGGCCACCAACCACAGCUCUCCAGUCAGUACGCCCAAGAGGGGUCCCCUCGGUCCAGGGCCUGUCCUGGUUCCCCCCACAGGCCACAGUGUGCCAAACACUCCACCUGUAGUCACCAUUGCUCCAACGAAGACUAGCAACGGCCUCUGGAGAACAGAGGGACGCCAGGCUGACUCGGGUCCUCGUGGGGCCAGCAGGGAACGUCUGGGUGCAGAGGGGGCCCUCCCCCAGGAGAAAGGUGGCCCCUCAGUCCCUGCACACCUCCUGGGAAACCCCUAUGCCUUUGGUCUCUCCCCUGGCGCUGUCAUGCAGGAUUCUCGUUUCCAACCACUUAAUCUGCCUAGACAGCUGCCGCCCGGGCCAGUACCAGAAGAGUACCUCCGCGGUUUCCGGCCCUAUGCCACGUCUGAGGAUGCCCUCCGCAUGCCCUCUUUGCCCUUGGGCCUGGACCCUGCCACUGCAGCUGCUGCGGCUGCCUACUACCACCCCAGCUACCUGCCCCACCCUUCCUUCACGCCAUACAGGAUGGACGACCCGUUCUGCCUCUCUGCUUUGAGGUCACCUUUCUAUUCGCUGCCAGCAGGGGGAGCUUUACCCCCCAUGCAUCCCUCUGCUGUUCACAUGCACCUACCAGGGGUCCGUUACCCUGGGGAUUUUACACACCCUUCACUGUCAGCACUGCAGUCCGAGAGGCUUCAGCUGGAGGAUGAGCUGCGGCAGAGAGAGAGGGAGCGCGAACGGGAGCGUGAGAAGGAGAGAGAGCGGGAGGCUGAGAGAGAGAAGGAGCGGGAGAGAGAACGAGAGCGGGAGAGGGAGAGAGAAAAGGAGCUGGAAAGGGAGAGAGAGCGCGAGCGGGAGAGAGAGCGUGAGAGGGAACGAGAGAAGGAGAGAGAGAGAGAGAAAGAGCUGGAAAGACAGAAGGAGAGAGCACUGAGGGAAAAGGAGCUGCAGGCAUCCAAGGCCAUGGAGAGCCACUAUCUGGCUGAGCUCCAUGCCAUGAGGGGGCAAGAGGACAGAACCAAGCCUGAGAGACUCACCCCGAAUCGGGCUGAUAAAACCAAAGAGCCCGUCCCUCCAGCUCCUAAACCAGUCCCGCCUGGGCUCCACUCUGCAAUGGUUCAACAACAUCAUCCCGUCCCCGGUCUAAUCUCCGGCCACGGCCUCUACAUGGGGCCCAACGCUGUAGGGGCAGGGCUCUCAGCCUCACUGCUCGCUCAGAGGGCCAAUGAGGAAGAGAGGUGGUUGGCACGGCAACGCAAGCUUAGACAAGAGAAGGAGGACCGUCAGUACCAGGUGUCUGAGUUCCGCCAGCAGGUUCUGGAGCAGCACCUGGACCUGGGUCGACCAGGUGACACAGCAGAUCACAGGCCAGACUCACACAGAUCAAUACCAAAUCACCAUGAGCCAGGAAGCCGGGACCUACAUCCUCAACUGGGCGCCCCUCCACCCCUCAUAUCCCCCAAACCUCCUCAGCCCCUGCGUGACCACCACCCUCCACCUCCCACCACCCUGUGGAACCCCGCAUCUCUCAUAGAAACAACCUCAGAGUCCAGACGUAACCACGAGCCCUCAGGGAUGGGACACUAUGAGCUUGGUCGACUGCCCCCGGGGCCCUCCAAGUAUGAGGAUGUCGCACGGCGGAGAGAUGGUGCAGCCAUGGAGAAGUAUCCCCCUCUAAGAGGCCCUCCAGGCCUGCCUGAGCCCAGCACGUUUCUUGCUGAUCUGGAGAAAUCCACUCAGAGCUUCUUCAGCCAGCAGAGGGCGUCGCUGUCCCUGACUAGUCAGUAUGAUUUGGAGGGAGCUGUGAAAAGAGGAGACGCUGGACCAAAGAGCCUGCAGGGACACCCAGGACACAGUAGACAUGGACAAGGACUAGGACUGGUCACUGGGUCAGGGAUAGGACAGGUAGCCACACUGGGGAUGGGUCCGGACACAAAACUGAUCUACGAUGAGUUCCUGCAGCAGCACAGACGGCCGGUCAGCAAGCUGGACCUGGAAGAGAAGAGGAGAAGGGAGGCCAGGGAGAAAGGUUACUACUAUGAGCUGGAUGACUCAUAUGAUGAGAGUGAUGAGGAGGAGGUGAGAGCACAUCUCAGGAGAGUGGCAGAGCAGCCACCACUCAAAUUGGAUGACUCGACAGAGAAACUGGGCUUCCUAGGCGUGUUUGGCCUCACCACUGUUGGUCGGCGGGAGGAGCUGGUGCAUCAGAAGAGAAGGAAGAGGAGGAGGAUGCUCAGGGAGCGAAGCCCAUCACCGCCUGCCUCGCAAUCCAAACGCACUCCUCCUCCUCCUCCCCCUCCCCACCUCAGCACACGCUUCACUCCAGAGGAGAUGGACAAAGCUCCAGAGCUGGAGGAUAAGAAGCGGUUCCUCACAAUGUUCAGACUGUCCCACGUCACUGUGCAGCAGAGGAGAGAUAAUGAAAGGGUAGUGGAGCUGCUUCAGGCCAUUAAAGAAAAGAACGUAACCUUGGAUACUAUCAGGCAUGCCCCUCAUCCGCUGUGUAAGAGCCCUCAAGCACAUCUCUCUGAUUCUACAUUAGCACCGCCUCCCUCUGAAUCAGAAGACCAUCACAGUGUCAGGCCACACAGCCCCUCCUCACAGUGCCCGGCAUCCCCCAAUGGCCAUCCAAAACCCCUUGGGGAAACAUUAAGACCAAAGGAACCCCCCUCUCCAGCUGUCUACCCAGACAAGGCCCGGGGGCCCAGUGAGGGGCCGAUCUCUAAGAGGAGCUCCAGUCUGCUGAACAGCUUGCGGCCCCCGCUCCCCCUGCAGGCGAAGGAUGGGCUUCACAGCGUCAAUGGACGCACCAAACCUUGGGACAGCUUCACCCCGGAGGAAUUUGCCCAGCAGUUCCAUGAAUCUGUACUUCAGUCCACCCAGAAAGCUCUGCAGAAACACAAAGGUGGAGCUGCGGGAAUGUCGGAGUCGUCUCACCUCCAGGAGUCGUCUGUUCACUACAACAUUCCAGAGCUUCAGAGCGCUCCUGGCAGACCACCACAACCUCAUUCACAGUCUCACACAAACACACAUUCAUUUCCACAUCCACUGUCACACUCUCACUCUCAGCCCAACGGGCAGCACUUCUCUGUACAACACCACCGGGAGGCCUCUGGGACGAGGGAGGACCUGUCGGGCCCAGAUGACUCUGAAGAGGAGGAGGAUGAGGAGGAAGAGGAGGCUCCUGUUUCAAAGUGGCAGGGGAUUGAAUCUAUAUUUGAAGCAUAUCAGGAAUAUGUUGAAGAGCAAAGUUUGGAGCGACAAGUGUUGCAGAGUCAUUGUCGAAGACUAGAAGCUCAGAACUACAACCUCAGUCUGACUGCCGAGCAGCUAUCUCACAGCAUGGGGGAGCUGAUGUCCCAGCGACAGAAGCUUGCGAUGGAAAGGGAGAAGCUACAAGCAGAGCUGGAGCACUUCAGGAAGUGUUUGACACUGCCUCAGACACACUGGCCAAGAGGUGGCCAUUACAAGGGCUACCCUCCCAGGUGACCCCGACACGCCCACCUGUGGACCCUAGGCCCGGCCCAGCUCCCCUUUCAGACUUAAACCCAGAGUUUAUUUUUCACAGCCCUGUCCACAUGGCUCCAUUGAGUAGAACAUGGCUGGCUGGAAAAGAUGAAUGAGUGAAUAAAUGAAUGAAUUGAGUGAAUGGAUAGAUGGAUGAUGCAGGACCAUAAAGUGAAGGACGGGCAGUCUUUUGGCCAGCCAGGGACUGUGCCUCGAGUCAAGAAAGUGUGCCAAUGUAGCCAACCCCGAGAUCAGGGCAGGAGCACCUGAAGAUCAACCCAAGCACACACAAAGAAACACACAUGCACCUGCUUUACACUGCGUCUUCAGUCCCUGCUGCUCUGCUGUUCGCUCCCUGCUUCCCUCACCGCCACAGCUACACAGACAAUCCUGCCAAUGAGGGAGCAGCCGCCCCACCAGAGGACAAGAGACUUGAACGCUCCAGAGGCUUCUGGCCAGUUGGGACUGAGUUUGUCGCAGUGGACACUUGAGCUUUUUGAACUGGAAAUGCACUUAUGUAUAAAAGCUGAAGAACUACCUGGUGGUACUGUGUUACAACAAAGAACUGUUCAAAUUAGGGAAGAACUUAGAAAAUGCACAUUUUUGGAAAGAAUUAAGGAAAUGUUUUAUUUGGAAAUAGAAAAUUUGAGAAUAAGAAUUUUAAAAGGUGCUUCAGCCUUGUAUUGUACAUAAUAUGAAAACUUAAAAGAAUUUUGUAUGUUUUUAUUACUUUAAUCAUUUUUCUUUUAAAAGAAAAAAAGCCUGCCAUUUUUAUAUGUUUAUGCUUUUUUGGGGUCGGAAAAGAAAGCCUUGCUUUUAGUGUUUGUACUGCUGCUGGCCAGAACAGCUCAUUUUGAGACAUUUAUCAGAGUAAGGGGACAAAACAGGAAAACACACUCCGCCUUUUACUCCCUCCCAACCCAUCCACCGCAUAUGGCAUCUGGAAUCAGCAAUGUUCACCCAGAGGUCCUGAAACACAGAUUCUGCCCCCUCACCCUCUGCCAUCACAGUAACACGUGUCUCUGUGUGAAUGCCUAUUUGGAAAAACCCUCUGCUCAGAUUCACCGCGCCUGGCAUGAAAGGUUUGCUCAUUAUUAUGCAGAAACCAGAUGAAUUCCACAGUGACUUUUUUUUUUGUAUUGUGUUUAUUUACUUUGACAUACUUGAGAUGAUUCUUUUGUAAAGACAUGAAGAGUCUAUUAAGCAGCCAGAUGAUGGAUCUGGUUCUUGAUGCUUCAUCCUCCAUUGGACCUGUCACUUGACUUUUUUCUCUUUUUGAAAUGGACUAUAACAAUAUGAAGGUUUGCAUAAUGUUACGCCUUACAUGCUCAAGCCCGUUUUAGCAGCCAUUAGAGGAGACGGUGCCAAAAUGAAAAACUGCAGCAUUUGGAUUUUUAAUUGAGAUUAUGUUGCAAUAAGACAGCCAAAAAUUCACACCAGAACGGCCAUCUUCCUCUGCUGAAACCCAAUUUGAAGACUAUCAAUAAACAGAGUUGCCAACAUUUUACAAAUCACACAAAUUGAAUGCUCAAACUGAGCAUUUCUAAGAAGCUAUUAAUCAGUAGAAGUUUCAUUUACCUGGCCUCAUACGUGUUUACAAUCUCUGCCUGCCCUUCAUCCUCCUCUUCAGAUCUGUAAGACACCAUUUUUACACUGAUAGUCUACCCUGUAGCUCAUGUUGCCUCAGCUUCAAGGUGGUAUUUGCAUUUGGAGACUUCCCCAAAAGCGCUCUAAAAGAUGUAUAGCAUGGUUAAAUGAAAGGGUUUUACCCUGAUUGCACAGGGUUUGGUGGAAUGGUUCGUGUGAACAUGUGGGAGAUUUCAAAGAAGUUAAAUUAAAGCUAAUUGACUUGAAUUGAAAAUGUGCAUAAAGUUUCUUUAUGGAAAAAAACUGAAGCACAACCAGCCCUACAUACAGUUCAGUGAUUACAAGUGCCUCAGAGAUUUGGGAAUGACUGUAGUCUACAUGUUGGGAUAGUCUACACUUAGCAUCAGUGAUCAGGGACUUAGCAUUUUCAAGUGUCUAAUGUAUGUCUCACACCUUUUGAACAUGUGCAUGUCCAGAACCCACACAGAGCUCCUUUAUCCGAAGGCAUCUCCCAGAUUCAAUUCACUAGGCCCAAACCAGUUCAGAGGAUCAGGUGUAUCCAGAGCGUAGUCUGUCAUUCUUACAGAGCAGAAUUAGUGCAGCCUGUCAGUUAAUGAGGGGGUCCGCAUGCUGAGGUAAGCUGCCAACAACCAGAGGUGGGAGGUCCAAUACAGCAAGCCCCUUAACUCCGCCUCCCUGUGUCUCUCCAGCCCACGCACGCCCAUGCAAUAGCCCCAUUACUCAGUGGAGGAUGUCUAGAUGCUGUGAAAUCCUGUUUUUAAAAUGUACUUGUUUGAAUUCAUUGUAAUGUAAUAUAUUCUUUGUUGAAUGUAGUAAUUAGGUAUUUAUGAAUAUAUGGCUGUGAUUUCAGACAAAAAAGAAAUAAAAUAUUUCAAAAAUGUAAA
Messenger RNA from Labrus mixtus (cuckoo wrasse), 8348 nucleotides. RefSeq names its product Gse1 coiled-coil protein b (gene gse1b). The transcript is spliced from 17 exons. The record is from RefSeq and is a predicted model, not a curated record. Lineage: Eukaryota; Metazoa; Chordata; Actinopteri; Labriformes; Labridae. Bases 1 to 5838 code for a protein of 1945 amino acids.